AUGCAUGAGAGUUGUUCUGCCAAUCUCCUGCAACAUAGGUUUGAUGGUGGUGGUGGUGGCGGUGAUGACGAAGGAGGCGGUGGUGAUGGUGGUGGCGGCGGUGGUGACGCAGGAGGCGGUGGUGAUGGUGGUGGUGGUGAUGGUAGUGGCGGUGGUGACGAAGGAGGCGGUGGUGAUGUUGGUGGCGGUGGUGACGGUGGUGGCAGUGGUGACGAAGGAGGCGGUGGUGAUGACCUGGGUGGUGGUGAUGACCUGGGUGGCGACAAAGGUGGAGGUGAUGACCUGGGUGGGGAUGAAGGUGGCGGGGAUGACCUAGGUGGYGAAGAAGGAGGAGGUGAGAACCUGGGUGGCACUGAKGGUGGCGGUGAUGGYCUGGGUGGGGAUGAAGGUGGCGGGGAUGACCUAGGUGGUGACGAAGGGGGAGGUGAUAACCUGGGUGGCACUGAUGGUGGCGGUGAUGACCUGGGCGGGGACGAUGGUGGCGGGGAUGACCUGGGUGGGGACGAAGGUGGCAUUGAUGGCCUAGGUGGCAAUGAAGGUMGSGAUGGUGACCUGGGCAGUGGUGUUGGUCGUGAUAGUAACAAUCGAAUUGGAGUUGGGAACGAUGCAAAACAUGGCGUUAGGUCCGCCACCAAGCAUGUCGUCGCAGUCGUCACCGGGGAUCCGGCCAAGACCAUCACCAAAACAGCUACUGCACAUACUGURAUGUAUGUUGCUYGCAUCAUUUUCCCCUACUCGAAGAAUGCAAAGAGAGAAAUUAACACAACUCUAGAGGAGUUGUGUUUUCUGUAG
This is a messenger RNA of Cynara cardunculus var. scolymus (artichoke), 792 nucleotides long. Its product is annotated as glycine-rich protein 5-like. The transcript has a single exon. The record is from RefSeq and is a predicted model, not a curated record. The coding region runs from base 1 to 792 and encodes 263 amino acids. NCBI's taxonomy places the organism in Eukaryota, Viridiplantae, Streptophyta, Magnoliopsida, Asterales, Asteraceae.